AUGACUUCCCCUAUGCCAACCACGGCUUCAUCCUCCGUUGCGUCUUCCCCGACUUCGUUUGUAUUUUCAUCUACAUCUUUACCAUUGACGCCAACGUCGCCGCUUUCGGUUGGUGUAUGCCCAUCUCUCCCGAUCGACUUGUUUCCACUAAUCUUGGAACAUCUCAAUGACCAUCCUCAGGCUCUUUCGCGAUGCAUGCAGGUGAACUGGACGUGGGCACACAUGACUGUUUCAAUCCUAUACAGAAACCCUCUCAAGAUAGUAGGACCAGACUCUCAUUUUCAUCUGAUAUCGACUUAUCUGGCCUGUAUUACCCGCGAUGAAAGACAGCGUUUGGUCAAUCAACGCAUCCGCAUCCCUCGCAGGAAGCCGCCAAAAUUCAACUACUUUGAAUAUUGCACCAGUUUAGAAUUCAGCUACGUCCUCUUUGCCACAUCUUCAUGGUACAUGAAUAGUCACAGAAAGAUAUCUCCAAAGGAUGAGCCGGUACUUGUUAGCAACGUAAUAAUAAAGUCUGUGAUCCGAAGAGCAAAAUUUCUCCGCUCAUUUUCAACCGGACCUAAAGCGUAUAGAUUCUCACAGACAUUCAAAGAGAUACUGACACUACUUGCAGUAAAGCAAAAGCGAUUGGAUUUUUUUGGCAUAAAUGUUGAUGUUGAUCUGUCUGUAACAGAUCCUAUUACGCUUCCGGAACUUGUUAGCUAUUUAAUAAAGUCUCAGAAUGGUCUGCGCGAGCUCGAAGUGAGGAAUGUAUCAACCGGAUUGGAGGACAUUAUUAAAGCAAUGAUAAACCAGAAGAGAACAUUAUCGAAAUUAAAAUUUCACUCCUGUGACUUUCUUACAGUGUAUCAUCAUCAUUGGAUAUACAAAUUGGAGAACUUGCAGUCAUUGCAACUUAAUCAUUGUAAGAAUGUGAUAGAUUUAUCAGCAAAAAUUGAUCAGACAAUGUCACGAGUGGGUGGCGAUGAUAGGAAAUGUUACGAAUGGAGUAGACGGGCCGAGGUGGUGGGCAAUAGAAAUGAAUGUCAUAGACAAUUGGAAUAUGCAUAG
This is a messenger RNA of Paraglomus occultum, 1050 nucleotides long. Lineage: Eukaryota; Fungi; Glomeromycota; Glomeromycetes; Paraglomerales; Paraglomeraceae. The record is from the annotation of a GenBank genome assembly.